Glossina fuscipes is the source of this 2801-nucleotide messenger RNA. It is a transcript of the gene puml, whose product is annotated as (Lyso)-N-acylphosphatidylethanolamine lipase. The transcript has 2 exons. Gene Ontology annotation, cellular component: lipid droplet. Lineage: Eukaryota; Metazoa; Arthropoda; Insecta; Diptera; Glossinidae. The record is from RefSeq and is a predicted model, not a curated record. Bases 140 to 1405 code for a protein of 421 amino acids. Gene Ontology annotation, molecular function: catalytic activity.
AAAAAAGAGAAACAAAAUUUUGUUGAAUUGCAAACAAGCAAACAAAGAAAACGAAAAGUAUUUGCAAAAAUAUAGAAUAAAUCGUGAAGAAGAAGGUGCCUUUAUAAAUAGUAAAGGGAAACAAAAUAAGUACCGCAACAUGAAAAUCGAGAAUGAAAUGAUUAUUUGUCAAAGUACUACGACUAGUACUACAUCCGAACUUACUACUGCUAUGGAUAUAGAGGACCCUAAAAUCAAGAGUUUUUGGUUUUUUAAAUGGUUAUUCAAUUGGACAUCUAGUUCAUCCAUAAUGCUGAGAGCUGUUGAAAAGAAAAUACUCGCUUUUCUUAAAACGCCUUAUCGAGGAUUCUUUGUGGACGUGGGUCCUGCAAUCGGCGAAGCGGAUAAAGUAUGGACUUUAAGCUUAAAUACAGAUUCACGUGAAGUACCGGUUGUAAUGUUGCAUGGGUUGGGUGCCGGCGUUGCUUUAUGGGUUUUGAAUUUGGAUGCGUUGUCCAAAGAUCGACCGGUAUACGCUAUCGACAUUUUGGGAUUUGGUCGUAGUUCGCGUCCAAAAUUUUCUAACGAUGCUCUUACAUGUGAAAAACAAUUUGUUAAAUCCGUGGAGGAAUGGCGUCGCGAGAUGAACAUAAGUAAUAUGAUAUUGUUAGGUCAUUCGAUGGGUGGUUUUAUAGCCUCCAGUUAUGCUCUGACUUAUCCGGAUCGUGUAAAACAUUUAAUAUUGGCAGAUCCAUGGGGGUUUCCGGAAAAACCGCCGGAAGCUUUAACAAGUAAACAAAUACCGUUUUGGGUGCGUGCCAUAGCGUAUGCACUGACACCACUCAAUCCUUUAUGGGCGCUAAGGGCAGCCGGUCCUUUUGGCCAAUGGGUAAUACAAAAAACGCGGCCAGAUAUUAUGCGCAAAUUCGCGGCAGCGAUUAAUGAGGAUCCCAAUCUUUUGUCUCAGUACAUACAUCAAUGCAAUGCACAAACGCCUACGGGUGAAUCAGCUUUUCACAAUAUGAUGGAAUCCUUUGGCUGGGCCAAACAUCCAAUGAUACAUCGUAUUAAAGACGUUCGCCAAGAUAUACCCAUUACAUUUAUUUAUGGUUCACGGUCCUGGAUAGACUCUUCCUCAGGUGAAAAAAUCAAAUCUCAACGUAACGGAUCCGUUGUUAAUAUUAAAAUAGUUUCGGGCGCUGGUCAUCACGUUUAUGCAGAUAAACCAGACGUUUUUAAUCGCUAUGUCAACGAAACAUGCAAUUUAUAUAAAACCCGACCGAUUACGCAACUUAUAAGGGAAUCUACCGAGUCCGAUGAUGAACACGAAUUGAAUUUAUCAUCGCCUACAGUCAAGAAUAACGAAGAAGAUACCGAACCGGAAUCAGUAGCAAAUCUUGAAGAGACUAUACCGACUAGAAAAUAGUUUUUAAUUGUAUUUAGUAAUAAAAGCAUUGCACAUACGUCGCAAUAACCCGCCUCCUCAAUCUGCACACAUUCAAAUGUGAGUUUGUUAAAUUAGCAAAUAUUUUUAGAGUUUUUAGCCUGUUCUCUUUAUUAAUAGUUUUAAUUAUAAAUGCGAGUACCUUUAUUAAUAUGAUAACGAAAUGUGAGCAAAAGAAAGAAAGAAACGUCGCCAUCGGCAAAAAACAAAAAACAAUUCGAAGAAAAGAAAACGAACUUUUGAUAAAAAUUCCAAACUUAUUAACUUAGUCUAAUGAUGUCAUUAAUAUUGCACUGAAUAUUGAUUGAAAUAAUUUAUGAAAUCUUACUGUUUGUGGCAAAAAGGCGCGUUUUUAUCGUUUUUUUUUUUUUGCCUUUUUUUUUUUUCUUGUAUAUAAAUUACGGUUACCAGAUACUAUCUAUCAUUAGUGAAUUAAUAAUUUUUGUAAUUUUAUUAUUUUAUAUUAAAUAAAAUUAUUAUUGAUUUCUAACACCUCACAUACAAAUACAAGGAAACAUAAUAAAAAAAAAAAAAAAUCUUUCAUAUUUGAUUGGAUGUUUCAUCGAGAUCAAGGCUUUGAUUAAGGUCCACUAUACAUACACCUACGUUUACUAUAUACGGUACAUCACUUUUGAUACGAGGUUAUAUGAGAUUUUUGCGAAUGUAUGCAACGCCCAGGAGGACUUGAGACAGAACGGCCGUUUAUUAUACCGAUCAAUUCAGAAUCAUAUUCUGAAUAGGUUUAAAUCUGUUUGUCUGUCCGUCUCUGCUGUCUUCUCGCUUUGAACAGGUUAUGACAUAUUAUCGCGUUUCAUUGUGUUUCUGUCAAUUAUAGUACUUUUUAUACCCUACAUCACUUAGGAUGCUAAGAUAUUUUAAGUUUGCGCGGAUGUGUGCAACAUCCAGAAGGACUUGAGAUGGAUCCAUCUUUUAUUACCCUGAUCGAUUCAGAAUCAUUUUCUGCAUCAAUCUAAACUUGUAUCUCCGCCUUAUUUUCUUGCGUUCAAUCCAUUGACCGCAAUUUCAGAGACACUUUGAUAAAAUUUACUAUACUGACAUGUAAAACGAACGCUAUUGAAAAAACUGUUUCGACUGUAGAAGUGUAGGGUGUUAUUUAAAAGUGAACUGCUCGUUAUAGUUUCUUUACUUGUUUUCUAGUUCUUCUAUGACUCAUUAACGAAUUUAAUUGAGUUCAUACCAGUUGUAGGAGUUUUUAAUAAUUAAAACCAAGUAAGAACAUUAUAGUUGGAUGACGCCAACCAUUACAAACCCUACACCACUUCGCCUAAUACAAAAAGUAAAGGUUGUCUUCAUGCAAAGCUAUAAUUUUAUAUAUAAGAGUUUCCGCUUCUUGAUAGCGUCCAUAUAAGUACGGGUC